UAUGCACUUUGUGUAUAACUUUCCGCGCGUGUCCAACACAAGUCCACUAAUCACUCCAAACUCUUUGGAGAAAGGAAGCGACGGUCCGCUGCAACACUCAACUUCUCCCCCUUUUUUUCAAUACAUCUCUCCAAAACUACCACCACUCAUGUUUCUGAGAAAACUGAAGUAGUCCGACUAUCGAAUACUGAGCUAAUUGGAGUUGGAACAAUCGGGAAAACGCAGGCCUAAUUUUGAAAGGGAAGUGACAGAAUUGUAAGAAAACAAUGUUUUGGGACACAAAUAUGGAGCAUAUUCCGCUUGAGAACCGGCCGCCUUCGUCGUUGUUCGGCGGCUACGAGCGAGCGCCGUUCGGUGAUGUCAUACCGGUGCAUCAGCAGUACGGUCGUGGGAGAGCAACCCACGAACACCACCAUCACCACGAGGGGGUGAAGAGGCGGCGGAGGAAGGCCAAGUGUCCCGUCCAACAGGUGCACCAGAGACAGGCGGCUAACCUCCGCGAGAGGAAGCGGAUGCAGUCCAUCAAUGAUGCCUUUGAGGGGUUGCGGGAGCACAUCCCGACCCUGCCCUACGAGAAGAGACUGUCUAAGGUGGAUACUCUCAAGCUGGCCAUCGGAUACAUCAACUUCCUUGCCGAGAUGGUUACGUCGGAUGUCAACAGUCCGGAUGGGUCGCAGAACGGUGGGCAGGAACAUCAGAAGAAAGUCAUCAUUUGUCACAGAGGUUCUCCAUCACCGUCCGAGAUGGGUCUCCAACCCUUGGCCGGACACUCCCUCUCGUGGUGCAGCGAGAAGAAAACCUCCCCGGGGCCCAACCACACCAUGACCGCCAAAGUCUGGACGCCCGAAGACCCCCGACAACUCAAGUUUACUUCCAUGGACAUGGACGGUUCGCUGGACAGUCACCUAGGUUCACCGCCUCUCGUGCUAUAGCAGAUGGUUAACUUCCUCCCGAACAGGGAAAAUGUCUUUUGCCGGUUGUGGGAACUCUUGCAAUAACGGGGCAGUGGUGUACGCAUCUGUAGAACUCGCGAGGAGUUACGUCUGCUUACUGUGCGUCCAACGCGGCCGCCAUUUUGAAUGAACUUUCCGAGAACUGCAACAUUUAGUCUUUUUAAUCCCUUAAGAACUCACCGGUUAUUCUUCACAAGGAGGUAAAGUGAGUAGUCCUGAAGCGCAUGUGAAAGCUCCAAAACACCCAGGUGGUAAAUUCCAGGCACUGAAAAGGCUAAAAAGUUGACUUCUGUCUCCAAUGUUGAUGCCGUUCCGUCGAAGUUGGGAUUCACGUUGUCUUUGAACUUAACUACCGGUGCGAGUCACCGCGCAUGCUCAGAGUACUGCCAGCGAUUGGUUCGUCCUAGUUUGCACCUGUUUGACAAUGAACACGAAUGUCAAAAAUGUUCGCCAUUGUUCCCCAAACUGCCAAUUUCGUCUGCUUGGAAAUGGCAUUUACCUGAAAUGAAAAGAGAUACAUGAAACCUUUUAAAAGCCCUUUUUCAGUUAGGUAACAAAAAAUAAAGAGGUACGCGCGAACAGCUUUUAUUGGAGCCCAACACAGUAUUCCACAGUAUUACUUUCGAUAACCGAAUCAAAAGCUUCCAAAUGUUCAGAACUUUAAGUAGUGCAGAGCCAACGUUCCAUAGAAUAGCAACUUUGAGUUCAAUGAUAAUGUCACAGAUGUAGAGUCAUCCUCGGAAAGAAUUAUUAUAGACAAACUGCUUUGUUUUUUAACUUUAAAAAAGGUAUUCACCGACGUGCCAUAAAUUGUUUUUAGAAGUGACACUGCCAAACCAUAGUGCUAAACGUUUAAAUUACACCUUGGCAUUCAAUCUGAGAAUCUAACAGAAUGCACAAGUGCUAAUGUUAAACACAAAAGGUUUUGCAGUGUGUCAUUAGAAUUUCGUUGCUUGCUUUUAAUUUUUUUUUUUUUAAGGUUUUAAAUGGCACAACAUGUGCAAUAGCCCUCUGCAUGUUUUUCAAUUCAUAAAGCUGUGAUCAGCGAUUAUGAUUGUCGCAUGCGGUGGAUAAUUUAGUGCUUAUCUUUCCUGUAGUUUGCAGCUCGGUAUAAGGGGCCUAAUAUUAUGUACUUAUACGUCACGCAAAUUUACAUAUUUCACAGACCUUUCUGGUAACAACUUUUGCUAAACCAAAUUUUCUCUCUUAAUCGCAUUACGUGAUAUGGUUCUAUUUUUUUGUGUGAGGUAACACCAUUCUGUAAGUUCCGUUUCUGCAAUUUUUUGUCUCGAUAAUUUUAUAUGAGAAGUAAUAGUGCUUCAAACUACGCCUUUUUUGUAUUAUUACUGUGGUAAUUGUUUUUGGAAUAAUAUUUUGAAAUUUCCAUUGUGUACUUUGAACGGGCAUAUCAAUAUAAAACCUUAUCUUACUGCUUUGUAAUUCGAUAAGAAAGAAGAUAAUCACUGAACGCAAAAUUUAGCAAGGACAUUUUUCAACGCCAGCGACAAAAAAAA
Patiria miniata (bat star) is the source of this 2467-nucleotide messenger RNA. Its product is annotated as pancreas transcription factor 1 subunit alpha-like. NCBI's taxonomy places the organism in Eukaryota, Metazoa, Echinodermata, Asteroidea, Valvatida, Asterinidae. Gene Ontology annotation, biological process: developmental process; regulation of transcription by RNA polymerase II. The record is from RefSeq and is a predicted model, not a curated record. Gene Ontology annotation, molecular function: DNA-binding transcription factor activity, RNA polymerase II-specific; RNA polymerase II transcription regulatory region sequence-specific DNA binding; protein dimerization activity. Bases 267 to 932 code for a protein of 221 amino acids. The transcript is spliced from 2 exons.